Seriola dumerili (greater amberjack) is the source of this 517-nucleotide messenger RNA. RefSeq names its product granzyme-like protein 2. NCBI's taxonomy places the organism in Eukaryota, Metazoa, Chordata, Actinopteri, Carangiformes, Carangidae. The annotation marks the transcript as partial. Gene Ontology annotation, molecular function: serine-type endopeptidase activity. The transcript is spliced from 3 exons. Gene Ontology annotation, biological process: proteolysis. The record is from RefSeq and is a predicted model, not a curated record.
GUCCUACACAGUCUCUCUAGGAGUUCACAACUUCCGAGACAAUAAAAAAGUACAGCGUAUAUCUGCGGAAAAAGCAUUUCCACAUAAAGACUACGAUCCUAUUAAUCACAAAAAUGACAUGAUGCUUCUUAUGUUGAAUUCCAAGGCACAUUUCAACAAAAAUGUGCAACCCAUUGCUCUCGCAGUACAAGAUGAUGGCUCUCUGCCUAAAUCAUGUAUAGUCUCUGGCUGGGGAAAAAGAGACAGCAGUGACUAUAUGUCUCCAGUACUCAUGGAAGUCAAUGUAACACUCACUGACAAUGAGCUGUGUGCCCAGAAUGAGUGGUACUGCUCUGAUGGAGACGCUGGGCCGGGGAAGGGAGACUCUGGUGGUCCAUUGGUCUGUGAGGAUGGAAAGGCGUAUGGGGUGGUGUCCUUCAAAUACAAACCAGCGGCAGAUGAACCGCCUCUAAACUGCUAUACUAAGAUACCUGAGUAUAGAAACCAGAUCGAUUGGAUUUCGGAACAUAUGUCCUAU